GCACCGAACCCCAUCAGGACGGAGAGGAAAUCCACAUCUGUGGGACGCUCCGCACGGAACCACCUCCAGCGAGGGAGGCCGGGGGACUGCAGCACCGAGAUGAAGGGCUAGACCGAGGGAACGCUGCUCAUGCGACGGCCGGGAGCGCCUGCGAGCUGGAUCUGGUGGAGGAUGCUGCGGCAGGGGCUUCGCAGAGGGCUCCAGUCGUUCUGCCACAGGCUGGGCUUGUGCGUGAGCCGGCACCCGGUCUUUUUCCUCACCGUGCCCGCAGUCCUGACCAUCACCUUCGGCCUCAGCGCGCUCAACCGCUUCCAGCCCGAGGGCGACCUGGAGCGCCUGGUCGCUCCCAGCCACAGCCUGGCCAAGAUCGAGCGCAGCCUGGCCAGCAGCCUUUUCCCCCUGGACCAGUCCAAAAGCCAGCUCUAUUCGGACUUACACACUCCUGGGAGGUAUGGCAGGGUGAUCCUCCUCUCCCCACCCGGGGACAAUAUUUUGCUCCAAGCUGAGGGGAUCCUGCAGACCCACCGAGCCGUGCUGGAAAUGAAGGUGAACCACAAGGGCUAUAAUUAUACUUUUUCCCAUCUGUGUGUGUUGAAAAAUCAGGAUAAGAAAUGCGUGCUGGAUGAUAUUAUUUCAGUGCUAGAGGAUCUCAGGCAGGCUGCCGUCUCCAAUAAGACAACAGCCAGGGUGCAAGUGAGGUAUCCCAACACUAAAUUAAAGGACGGGAGGAACAGUUUUAUUGGACACCAACUGGGCGGGGUAGUGGAAGUGCCAAACACCAAGGACCAGCGGGUCAAGUCAGCCAGAGCCAUUCAAAUCACCUACUACCUCCAGACCUAUGGCUCUGCCACCCAAGACCUCAUAGGGGAGAAGUGGGAGAAUGAGUUCUGUAAGCUCAUGAGGAAGCUCCAGGAGGAGCACCAGGACCUGCAGCUCUACUCUUUAGCAUCCUUUAGCCUCUGGAGAGACUUUCAUAAGACCAGCAUCCUGGCCAGGAGCAAGGUGCUGGUGAGCCUUGUGCUGAUCCUGACCACAGCCACCCUCUCCAGUUCCAUGAAGGACUGUUUGCGCAGCAAGCCCUUCCUGGGCCUCCUGGGGGUGCUCACAGUGUGCAUGUCCAUCGUCACGGCAGCAGGGAUCUUCUUCAUCACAGAUGGAAAGUACAACUCCACCCUGCUGGGAAUCCCAUUCUUCGCCAUGGGUCAUGGAACUAAAGGAGUCUUUGAGCUUCUGUCUGGAUGGCGGAGAACAAGAGAGAAUCUGCCCUUCAAAGACAGGGUGGCAGAUGCCUAUUCCGAUGUGCUGGUCACCUACACCAUGACCAGCUCCUUGUACUUCGUUACCUUCGGCCUGGGUGCCAGCCCAUUCACAAACCUAGAGGCUGUGAAGGUCUUCUGUCAGAACAUGUGUGUCUCCAUUCUGUUGAACUACUUCUACAUUUUCUCAUUCUUUGGCUCCUGUCUGGUCUUCGCUGGCCAACUCGAGCAAAACCGCUACCACAGCAUCUUUUGCUGUAAGAUCCCCUCGGCGGAAUACCUGGACCGCAAACCUGUGUGGUUCCAGACCGUGAUGAGUGAUGGGCAUCAACAGACAUCCCAUCAUGAGACGAACCCCUACCAGCACCAUUUUAUUCAGCACUUCCUCCGUGAACAUUACAAUGAAUGGAUUACCAAUAUCUAUGUGAAGCCAUUUGUUGUCAUCCUCUAUCUCAUCUAUGCCUCCUUCUCCUUCAUGGGGUGCUUGCAGAUCAGUGACAGAGCCAACAUCAUCAAUCUCCUAGCCAGUGACUCCCCAAGCGUUUCAUAUGCCAUGGUUCAGCAGAAAUAUUUCAGCAACUACAGCCCAGUGAUAGGAUUCUAUGUCUACGAGCCCCUGGAGUACUGGAACCAGAGCGUCCAAGAAGAUCUACGGAGACUGUGUAGUGGAUUCACAGCAGUGUCCUGGGUGGAGCAGUAUUACCAGUUCCUGAAAGUUAGCAACAUCAGUGCCAAUAACAAGAGUGACUUUAUCAGCGUCCUACAAAGUUCAUUUUUAAAAAAGCCAGAAUUCCAGCAUUUUCGAAACGAUAUCAUCUUCUCCAAGGCAGGGGAUGAAAACAACAUUAUUGCUUCUCGCUUAUAUCUGGUGGCCAGGACUAGCAGAGACAAGCAGAAGGAAGUCAUAGAAGUGUUGGAAAAAUUGAGGCCCCUGUCCCUAUCAAAGAGUAUCCGAUUCAUUGUGUUCAACCCCUCUUUUGUGUUCAUGGAUCAUUAUGGCUUGUCUGUCACGGUGCCUGUUCUGAUUGCAGGCUUUGGUGUUCUCCUGGUGUUAAUCCUGACUUUUUUCCUAGUGAUCCACCCUCUGGGAAACUUCUGGCUCAUUCUUAGUGUCACCUCAAUAGAGCUGGGCGUUCUGGGCUUAAUGACAUUAUGGAACGUCGACAUGGAUUGCAUUUCUAUCUUGUGCCUUAUCUACACUUUGAAUUUUGCCAUUGACCACUGUGCACCACUGCUUUACACAUUUGUAUUAGCAACUGAUCACACCCGAACACAAUGUAUAAAGAGCUCCCUAAAAGAGCAUGGGACAGCCAUUUUGCAAAAUGUUACUUCUUUUCUUAUUGGGUUGGUCCCCCUCCUAUUUGUGCCUUCAAACCUGACCUUCACACUGUUCAAAUGCUUGCUGCUCACUGGGGGUUGCACACUUCUGCACUGUUUUGUUAUCUUACCUGUGUUCCUAACCUUCUUCCCCCCUUCCAAAAAGCACCAUAAGAAAAAGAAACGUGCCAAACGAAAGGAGAGAGAGGAAAUUGAGUGCAUCGAAAUUCAAGAGAACCCUGAUCAUGUCACCACAGUCUGAAGGGUGUAGACAAAUGGAUUAUUUUUCUUUUCCAGUAUUGCACAAUGAUGCAGGGAGAGUAAAGCUCAGACCUCAGCUGCUUGGGCUGGCCAGGGGUAAUAAGGAAAGUCAGAUCAAGAGUGAAUUGUUCAUGACACAUCAAGGUGUCCGCUUCUUGGGGGGAAGAGAGAAUCAAAGAGGGAAAUGUUCUUUGUAACCUUGUUCUCACUAAAGAUAAGUUUGUGGAUGUGAUCUUAGAGCUCUUCCAAAGAAUGGAUGAAUCAAUGGAGGGUUAGAAGGCCAAAAGAUCUAACUGCUUUCAAAAAUAAAAUGCUGAAGAAGGAGGGAGAGGAGAGGAAAGGGGGCCUCUACAUAGGGAAAAUGACAGGAAAUGUCAAAAUUGGCAUGGCACUUUUCUUAUUUGUGUUUUGAACAGGUUGGUCAAAGGAAACCUAUGCACUUGGGAAGUACAUAUUUAAUCCUGUCUAAACCAAAGGA
Molecule: messenger RNA, 3312 nt
Organism: Ailuropoda melanoleuca (giant panda)
Lineage: Eukaryota; Metazoa; Chordata; Mammalia; Carnivora; Ursidae
Gene: PTCHD4
Product: patched domain containing 4
Exons: 4
Coding region: 130-2835 (901 amino acids)
Cellular component (GO): membrane
Source: RefSeq, a predicted model, not a curated record